This is a messenger RNA of Mucor mucedo, 531 nucleotides long. RefSeq names its product histone-fold-containing protein. The transcript has 4 exons. Lineage: Eukaryota; Fungi; Mucoromycota; Mucoromycetes; Mucorales; Mucoraceae. The coding region runs from base 1 to 531 and encodes 176 amino acids. The record is from RefSeq and is a predicted model, not a curated record. Gene Ontology annotation, cellular component: epsilon DNA polymerase complex; CHRAC. Gene Ontology annotation, biological process: heterochromatin formation; leading strand elongation; DNA damage response. Gene Ontology annotation, molecular function: chromatin DNA binding; protein heterodimerization activity.
AUGUCUAGCACGAUUGAAGAUAAUGAGUUACCUAAAGCCAAUGUCACUCGAGUUUUAAAGACUGCUCUUCCUCCUGGAACAGCUUUACAAAAGGAUGCCAAAUUGGCAGUGAGUAAAGCCGCUACUGUAUUUAUUAAUUAUUUAUCCUCAGUUGCCAAUGAUGUAGCCAAGGGAGCUAACCACAAAACUAUCAGUGCACCCGAUGUAUUUAAAGCUUUAGAAAUUGUCGAGCUGGAGCAUUUGGCACCUCAAUUGAGAGAAUCCUUGACAGCUUACCAACAGAACAUGGUAGAAAAGAAACAAAGAAAGAAGGAAAAGGAUGAAUCAAAAGCAAAGGAUGAUGGCGAAGAAGAAGAGGACGAGGAUGAGAUGAAUGAAGCAACAACGGGUGAGGAAUCUUCUAGAGGUCAAAAGCGUACACUUGAAGACGAAGAAGAGGACGAUCCCAUGACAAUUGACAAUAAGAAGCCAAAGCUUGACGAUGAGGAAGAACAAGAAGAGGAUGAAGUAGAACUCACGCAGGACGAAUAA